CUUUCAGGUGAGACCGACGAGCAGGAGUGAUUAUCGGACCGGUGCUAUUGGGCUUUUGGGCUUCUAUCGCUUUUAUCGUUAUUGGGCUUUUAGGCCUUUGGGCUUUUAUCGUUUAUGUUAUUUCUUAUUUCAGACUUAUACCGUUAUCUAUAUUUCGGAUGUUAUUUUAUAUUAUGGAUUUCCAGCGUGGACGUUGACUUUUAUAUUUAUAAAUGGAGAUUUCAGAAACUAUAAUUUAUCGCAUCAUUUUAUUAUUAUUUCGAAAGUGACGGGUGUCACAGUUUUGGUAUCAGAGCGGGGUUCCGUCCCGGCUCCGACCCGGGAUGGCGAUUUUUGGAGAUCUGGUUUUAUUCGGUUUUAUUCGGUUUUGACGGUUUUAGACGAUUUCAAAAUAUUUUCGGGGAUUUGGGAAUUUUGAAAAUGAAAAUAAAUAGCACAUUUCCGUUCGAUAUCACUUCUCCUUAAAUGUUGGUAUCAAAAGUUCAGCCUAAGUUAACUUUUCGCUUUCCUUUCAGAUGCCGCCAAGGAGAAGAACCACUCGUGCCCAGACCGCCAGAGCUGUUAGAGACGAUGUAGAUGAGCAUGAGCAGCCUGCAGUUCCGCCACCCGCGGCUCCACCAGUUGAUCAGGAUGCAUUGAGACAGAUGGUGCAGGAUGCUGCUAGACAGGCCGCUCAGGAGGCACUUCAGCAGAUUGCCCAGGAGGCAGCUAGGCAGGCCGCUCAGGAGGCUGCCCGAGUAGCUGCUCAGGAGGUUGCUCGUCAGAUGGCUGCAGUUCAGCAGGCUCCUCAGGUUCAGGUGCAGCAGGGUCCACAGAUUCAGGUUCAACAAGUUCCACCGGUUCAGGUCCAGCAGGAUCAGCAGAUUCCCGCUCAGCAUGAUCAUCAGGAUCCCGUUCAGCAGGUUCCCCUUCCUCAGGUUCCACUGCAGCACGGACCAGCUCAGCAGUUUGCUCAUGGUGUUCAGGAUCUACCACCACCACCACCGCGACCUCAUGUUUACCCGGUUUAUGAUGAGAGGUUCUACAGGCUGACGCGUCAGAUGAGGAACAUGGAUAUGGAGCAUUUUAGUGGGACAGUGGAUGCUGUAGCUGCACAUGAUUGGAAGUUAGCCUUGCAGCGGAAGCUGGAGAUUAUUGAGUGUCCACCAGAGUUGUCGCUCAGAUUGACUAUGCAGUACCUUCGUGGAGAUGCUCUUAUAUGGUGGGAGGGAAUACGAUUAAGUCACCUUGGGGCAGAGAGGCUUACCUUCGCAGACUUCAUCCGAGAGUUCGAUAGGAAAUACUUUCCGAAGGAAGCUAUGGAUAGGAAGAAAUGCGAGUUCGAGCAUGUAAGCCAGGGUGAGAUGUCUAUCAGGGAGUAUGAGGUUGUGUUUAACCAACUUCGCAGAUUUGCUGGAGAGGGCAUUUUAGAGGAAGACCUGAUGAGGAAAUUUUUGAAUGGGAUGCGAGUGGAGAUUCGCAACAGGUGCCGUGUCGUCACUUAUCACAGAUUGGGAGAUUUGGUGGAGAAGGCUGCCGAGCAGGAGGCACGUUUGGCAGAGGAGCAGAAGUACUCCAAGGCAGUUCAGCCUAAGUUUGGAGGGACUUCAGAGGCACAGCAGAGGACAUGGGACAAACCGAGCAUACAGUGCUUUUAUUGUGGAAAGAUGGGACAUAAGAGUAGGGUUUGUCGGAGUAGGCUAUUUGAUGCCCAGGUUGCACCACCAGCAGCAGCAGCAGCACCAGUAGUGGAUGUUAGAAACUGUUUUGGUUGUAACCAGCCUGGUCACAUUUUCAGAGACUGUCCGAGGAGGGGUAAUGCAGCACUUCCACCACCACCGAAGCGUCUAGCCAUCGCUCCACGUGCGUUUGCGGUUGGAGAUCCCCAUGGAGCUGAGCCGAUAGCGGGUAUGUGUUCUUAACAUACUUGCUUGUGUUAAUAUUUGUGGUUUUGUGGUUAUCUUGUAUAGUUCGAGAUUAGUGAAUCUCGUGUAUGAUUGGUUGUGGUUGGUGUGAGUUACCUCACACCUUAUUUGACUUAAGAGCUUUUCAUAGUUUUGUGAGUUCGCGUUUGGUUAAGUUUUAGUUUUUUUUGGGGGCUCUUCUAACCGAAAGAUAAGCAGAUUCAGAUUGUUGUUAUGGAGAGCUUGGGAACGAUCAAGAUUCAUCGCGAUGUACCUGUUAUCAUUUGAGUAUUAUGAUGGUAUCGUCGAGGUUUUUAUGGUGGGUCUAGUCGUACACCACUUUGUUGGACCAAAGUGGGGGAGAGACGUGAGAUAGAACCAGCAAUGAUUCAAGAGACGGUAGAGCAAAUGGAAAUGCUCGAAGCAUGGGUUAGGAAGCCCAUGACCGUCAGAAGAGUUACGUGGAUAAGCGCCGUAAGAUUUGGAUUUUGAAGUUGGCAACCUAAUAAAUCUGAAGGAGGAUGUUUCAAGAAGAAUCAAAGACUCGGAAUCUAAAGAAGCUUAAACCAAAAUAUAUGGGAUCAUAUCUCUUUAUUGGUCAGCAAGUGAAAUCAGUCUAGGGAGUGGUGACCAUGUAUCUAGUGACCAUGUUGGUCAAGGUUCGUUGGGAGGAAUAGGAUUCAAGAGGAGACCUGAGCCGAGCAAGGAUUAGUAUUCGAGGUUUUGUUACGAUGACAUUGGACAUGUCAGAUUAUGACUUGAAUUCGGGGACGAAUUCCUUGUAAGUGGGGGAGAAUUGUAACGAUCCAAAUUUCGGUCUCGGAACUCGUUAGCUGGCUAAGGCCCAAGCAAUACAUCAAAACUAAAAUGUUUGUUUAUAAAUACCCCAUCUUCACAUUGUUUUCUCCACCUGCAUCAAAAGAAAUCAGAAAAGUUAGAGAGAAGAAAAAGUGAAAAAGAGAGAGAGUGAGAGAAAGAAAGAUAGGAACCACUGCAUGCUGCCACCAGGAGUCCUCGCCGGAGCCACCGCACGCCAGGACAUCGUCAAGCUCGUCAUCACCAUCAACCGCAGCUGAGUAUCGUCGGAAACCGCCGCCUCUUAAGCUUUGUUUUCGUCCGUUCAGUAUAUCGGCCAUAUCUUCUUAACCGUUGAGAAUCUCGCGCAUGCAGAGCCACCAUCGUGUUCCUCUCGUCGAGACGAAGCCGUAGCCACCGACCACGCCGCAAUCGGAGUCCGGACGAAGCCGCUAGAGCCUCCGGAAGUUUCGCCUCUGUGCGCGCGUGCGUUUCACGCGCCACCGCCGGAAAUCGUCUCCGCCGCUUUAGCCGCCGUCCUCCGCCGCCGAACCACCGCCUCACCACCACCGGAACGCCGUCGCUGCCGCCGUGCUCCGCCUUCUGUCGCCGCCGUCGUCCGCCGUCACCACCGAUUUGGAGUCUAUUUGAGCAUCUGGAGUUCAUAGGGACCACUUCUUCUUGUUGCUAAGGUGAGGGCUACUCCGUUAAAUCCCGAGCUAGUUUAGUACUACCAUUAUGGAAAGUUUAGUUUCGAAACAUGAUCCGUCUCUGUGAAUCGAGUCUGUUUGAGAGUCUUGCUUGUUCAUUAUUGAUAUUGAUUGUUAACCGGAAUUAGGAUAAUAGAGGAUUCAACGAUUGUGUGAAAUGAUUGAUGCUAAGAACUGCUAUAUAUAUGUAUAUACAUAGUUAUGAGUAGGGAUUAUGUGAUGAGGGCGUGAGUUCAGAGAUGUCUGAGCUUCGACGCUACGGUGUGGUAUGGGCGUGAGUUCAGAGAUGUUUGAGCUUCGACGCUACUGUUUGGGGCGUGGUGCAGAGACGUUUGCAUUCGACGCUACGAUGGGCGGGGGUACAGAGACAGACUGUACUAGCGACGCUUCGAGUAUAUGUAUAUAUCCUUAUGAGGAGAUGCGUGGUGCAUAGAGUAGCUAUGUACUAUAAGCGCAUGAGUUGUAACGGCUAGUCCUCUAGCCGCAUAUUGAUUGUUCUGUGUGGUGUAAUAGGCACCGUGUUUGUUUCAUGCUAGAGCUAUGCCUACAUUUUAGUAGUGCUAUGAACUCAGUCUGUGGUUUGCGGUUUAGCAUCCCAUACCUCGCUGGGCAACUCCCCUGUUGCUCACCCCUCCUUCUUUCCCCCUUUCAGGUGAGACCGACGAGCAGGAGUGAUUAUCGGACCGGUGCUAUUGGGCUUUUGGGCUUCUAUCGCUUUUAUCGUUAUUGGGCUUUUAGGCCUUUGGGCUUUUAUCGUUUAUGUUAUUUCUUAUUUCAGACUUAUACCGUUAUCUUUAUUUCGGAUGUUAUUUUAUAUUAUGGAUUUCCAGCGUGGACGUUGACUUUUAUAUUUAUAAAUGGAGAUUUCAGAAACUAUAAUUUAUCGCAUCAUUUUAUUAUUAUUUCGAAAGUGACGGGUGUCA
Molecule: messenger RNA, 4311 nt
Organism: Brassica napus (rape)
Lineage: Eukaryota; Viridiplantae; Streptophyta; Magnoliopsida; Brassicales; Brassicaceae
Exons: 2
Coding region: 516-1901 (461 amino acids)
Biological process (GO): positive regulation of cytoplasmic translation
Cellular component (GO): cytoplasm
Molecular function (GO): single-stranded RNA binding; translation regulator activity; zinc ion binding
Source: RefSeq, a predicted model, not a curated record